Sphaeramia orbicularis (orbiculate cardinalfish) is the source of this 4696-nucleotide messenger RNA. RefSeq names its product phospholipase C beta 1 (gene plcb1). The record is from RefSeq and is a predicted model, not a curated record. Bases 274 to 3759 code for a protein of 1161 amino acids. Gene Ontology annotation, biological process: phosphatidylinositol-mediated signaling; phosphatidylinositol metabolic process; release of sequestered calcium ion into cytosol. Gene Ontology annotation, molecular function: calcium ion binding; phosphatidylinositol-4,5-bisphosphate phospholipase C activity; calmodulin binding. The transcript has 32 exons. Gene Ontology annotation, cellular component: cytoplasm; nuclear speck. Lineage: Eukaryota; Metazoa; Chordata; Actinopteri; Kurtiformes; Apogonidae.
AAUACAACAGAAAGAAAGAGGAGACACAAGAGGAAGGACUCAAAUAAUAAGACUGGGAAAAAAAAAAAAAAGAGUCAACAGAGGGAGGGAAGACAAGUCCUGCCAAGACAGAACAAAAUCUAAAGACAGAGGAUGCUGCAGCUGAGCGCCUGUGCCUGACUUCUGAGGAGUUUUGGCUCGGACAUGAGAUGCACCAUCCUGUUCUGGUGUUUGAGGCUGAGCAUCUUUAGUUUGUGUGUGCGUGUGUGAGAGUGUGUGUGUGUGUGUGAAGCCAUGGCGAGUGCUCAGCCCGGGGUCCAUGCAUUGAAACUCCAGCCUCCAUCCGUUUCUCAAACACUGAGGAACGGAAGCAACUUCAUUAAAUGGGACGAGGAUCUGUCUACAGUGAGUCCAGUGACUCUGUAUGUGGAUUCACAUGGACUGUACCUCUACUGGACUGACCAAAAUAAGGAGACAGAGUUGUUAGACCUGACCCUCGUAAAAGAUGUCAGAACAGGAAGGAGCAGCAAAACACCUAAGGAGGCCAAGCUGCGGGAGCUGCUAGAUGUGGGGAACCUGGUUGGUCGGCUGGAAAACCGCAUGGUUACCGUGGUUACUGCUUCAGAUCUUGUCAAUGUCAACCAGCUCAACUUCAUUGCUACACAGGAGGAAGAAGCAAAGGUGUGGUGUGAAGAAGUGUUUUCUUUGUCUUCCAACCUUCUGAGCCACAAUCUCAACAGAGACCACAGUUUGCUGAAAGCGUAUGUUAAAUUAACCCUCCAACCGAAUGCAGAGGGGAGAAUUCCUGUCAAAAACAUUGUUCGCCUGUUUUCAUCAGACAGGAAGAGAGUAGAGAAUGCCUUGGAGAACUGCAAACUGCCUUACGGACGGGGCGACAGUAUUAAACUGGAAGAUUUUACAUAUGAAGUUUACAGGAGCUUCUUGGACAGUUUGUGUCCUAGACCUGAGCUCAGCAGCAUCUUUAAACUGCAAGGAGGGGAUGAUGGGACGCUGUCAGUCGAUCAGAUGACAGAGUUCAUUAAUAAUAAGCAGAGAGACCCGAGGCUGAAUGAAAUCCUCUACCCGCCUCUCCGUUCUGCACAGACACACACUCUGAUGGAGCGCUACCAGCACGACCAGGCACAGCUGAAACAAGGUGUCAUCUCACUCCAGGCAUUCUCCAGUUAUCUCUCCAGUGAUGAGAACGGAGUGAUCCCACCUGACAAACUAGAUCAGUCUGAGGACAUGAGCUUCCCCCUGUCACACUACUUCAUCAACUCAUCACACAAUACAUACCUGACAGCGGGCCAGCUGGCGGGGAGCUCCUCAGUUGAGAUGUACAGGCAGGUUCUUCUGGCUGGAUGUCGCUGUGUGGAGUUGGAUGUGUGGAAAGGAAGGACAGCAGAAGAGGAGCCUGUUAUCACCCAUGGAUUCACCAUGACGUCUGAAAUCUCAUUUAAGGAAGUGAUUGAAGCCAUCGCAGAGUGCGCCUUCAAGACCUCGCCUUUCCCUGUCAUACUGUCCUUUGAAAACCACGUCGACUCAUUGAAGCAGCAGGCUAAAAUGGCAGAAUAUUGCCGAUCUAUCUUUGGAGAAGCGCUGUUGAUCGACCCUCUGGACAAAUAUCCCCUGGAGUCAGGUGUCCCCCUCCCCAGUCCCCAGGAGCUGAUGGGCAAAAUCCUCAUCAAGAACAAAAAAUCCCACAAACCUUCCAAUAACACUGACAACAAGAGACUGACAGACCAACCUGCCAAUCAGAGCAACGAGCCACUGUCUCCUAGCAACAACACUGGUGAGAUGGAUGCUGAGAGUGAGGAAGACGAUGAUGACGAAGAUGAUGAUGGUAAAAAGGGCUCAGCAGAGCGAGAGGCGGUGGCUACAGAGGAAAUGUCUACUCUGGUAAACUAUGUCCAGCCCACCAAAUUCAACUCCUUCGAAGCCUCCAAGAAGGCAGCCCGCUGUUACCACAUGUCAUCUUUCGUGGAGACCAAAGCUUUGGAGCACCUUACAAAGUCACCAGUGGAGUUUGUAGAAUAUAAUAAAUCCCAGUUGAGUCGUAUUUACCCAAAAGGAACCAGAGUGGACUCGUCUAAUUUCAUGCCUCAACUCUUCUGGAACGCUGGAUGUCAGCUGGUGGCUCUCAACUACCAAACUAUAGAUUUCUCCAUGCAGCUGAAUCUCUUCAUGUUUGAGUACAACGGUCGGAGCGGCUACAGACUGAAGCCUGAGUUCAUGAGACGGCCAGACAAACACUUUGACCCCUUCACAGAAAACACAGUGGACGGCAUUGUAGCUAACACCCUCUCUGUUAAGGUGAUCUCUGGCCAGUUUCUGACUGAGAGGCGGGUGGGGGUGUAUGUGGAGGUGGAGAUGUUUGGCCUUCCAGUUGAUACCAGGAGGAAAGCUCUGAAGACCAAAACAUCUCAGAACAACAACGCCAUCAACCCAGUGUGGGAUGAAGAACCGAUUGUCUUCAAAAAGGUGAUUCUUCCCACUCUGGCCUCUUUACGAAUCGCUGCUUUUGAGGAAGGAGGGAAGUUUAUUGGACAUAGGAUUAUUCCGGUGUCUGCCAUAAGACCAGGUUAUCGUUACAUCGGCCUGAGGAAUGAAAAAAACCAGCCUCUGGUUCUACCAGCUGUGUUCGUCUAUAUCGAGGUCAAAGACUAUGUCCCAGACACUUUUGCAGAUGUGAUAGAGGCUCUGUCCAACCCUAUUCGAUACGUCAACCUCCUGGAGCAGAGGUCUAAACAGCUGGCGGCUCUGACGUUAGAGGAUGGAGAGGAGGACACGCAGACUGAGGAUGAGAUAGACAGCUGUGCAGAGCGUAAGAAUGAUCAGAGGUCAGCUCCAUUGGAAAACGGUCUGAGCCCCACAUCAGGUCCCUCAGGCCACACUCCCAUCGCUACAACUCCAAAAGCUUCAGCGGCCAAUCAGCAGGCAGCUUCGACAGAUGCAGCUAAGUCAGCGCCAAAGAGUGAAGAUCUGGUUUUAAGUGUUUUAAUCGAUGUCCCAGGGUACACCAUAGAGAGUCUGCAGCAGUCCAAGGUCUACCAGAAGGAGCAGAGACGUCAGUUUAAAGAGCUGAAGGACCUAGUGAGGAGACACCAGAAGAAAACCUCAGAGCUCCUCCGAGAGUUCAACAACAAGUACAAGAAGAUGGCAAGACAGUGCAGCAAAAGCAGAAACUCAUGUUCGGACAGCGAGAAAGACGAGCGCCUCCAGCAGCUGAGAGAUGAGCAGCAGCAGCAGCUUCUGACUCUGAGGCAGGAACAGUACUACAGUCAGAAAUACCUACAGAGAGAACAUAUUAAAAUGCUGACAGAACGGCUGAGUAACCUGGCUGAGGAGAGUCACAACACUCAAAUGAAGAAACUCAAAGACAUCUGUGACAAGGAGAAGAAAGAAUUGAAGAGACAGAUGGAUCGAAGAAGAACCGAGAAGAUCAAUCAAGCGAAGACCAAAGAGAAACAUCUGGCUGAGGAGGAGAAGAUUGAGAUCAAUAAGUCUUAUGUCAAUGAGGUAGUCCAGAACAUAAAACGGCUUGAGGAGACGCAGGCAAAGCGCCACGAUCAGCUUGUUGACCAGUACAAUGAGCUCCUGCAGGAGAUACAGGACCAGAAACCCAGGCUGCAGGCGGCUGUGGAGGCUGAGUUUCAGGAGAAGUUCCAGUGUUUGCCUGGAGAGAUCCGGGACUUCCUGCAGGACAGGAAGUCAGUGGUUAGAGAUCAGAGCAAAUCCCGACCAUCGACGCCUCAUGAAACUCUGUCAGAGGAGGACUGAGGAGAAAGAUGUGGAGAGGAAAAACAGGAAGAAAUGAUGGAUUUUACCGGAAGUAGAUACUGGAGAAAAUUAACAGAAGGAAGAAUCUAUUUAUUGAUGACUGGUUAUGGAUAGAAUACGUCAAAAAUUUGAAGACUGUUACAUUUCUUUUUAAUGGAAGAAUGCUUUAAUGAUUUAUUUUUCAAUUCCAUUUGAGCAUGCACUUUGCUGUACUUCAGUGUUUAAUCAUACACCAUUUUAGUCUUAUUUUCUGUCACUGUUUUACAGAUGACUAAAACCCAACCCUUCUGCAUGAUUGAUCUAUCUAUCUAUCUAUCUAUCUAUCUAUCUAUCUAUCUAUCUAUCUAUCUAUCUAUCUAUCUAUCUAUCUAUCUAUCUAUCUAUCUAUCUAUCUAUCUAUCUAUCUAUCUAUCUAUCUAUCUAUCUCAGUUCAAAGGUCAGUAGAUACAACUUGGAACAGAUUAGCAUUCCAGCCAAACUGUUUGUUUUUUUUGCAAAGACUAACCUUUUCUAAGCAGCCAUUUUAACCUUUAUCGAGUCAUCCAUCGUGGGGUGCAUGACAUCUUGUUAUCUUCUCUGCACUCAGUUCAAUAAACUCAGAAUCAAUAACCGCCAUGUUAAUUAAGCUUACAGACAACAGGACCACUACUGGCACUGUAGCUGUGCAAGCACCCAGAGGGGUUUAGUUUAUCUGCUGUAUAAUUUGAUCUUUUAAGAAUGAUUGGGAAAAAAUAUGUGCCCAGUGUGUUUUUUUUUUUUUAAGGUCUGGCUAGUACAGUUAUUAUUAACACAUUCCAUGAGGUGAUCAAAAAUAGGACUUCCCUACUCUGCCUAUCAGCUCCGAUCCCCAGGAUAUAUCCACAGGUCCAGAAAAGGUCACUAAAAUAUUAAAUAGAGUGUCCUUGUUUAAAAGGAUUUUAGAAGGGUCAUAUUUAAC